Messenger RNA from Rhodamnia argentea, 1755 nucleotides. Its product is annotated as TLC domain-containing protein At5g14285. The transcript is spliced from 2 exons. Lineage: Eukaryota; Viridiplantae; Streptophyta; Magnoliopsida; Myrtales; Myrtaceae. Bases 754 to 1509 code for a protein of 251 amino acids. The record is from RefSeq and is a predicted model, not a curated record. Gene Ontology annotation, cellular component: membrane.
CCUACCCAUCUCUGAAGCAUGUGCCUCACUCCCCCUUGAAGUCGCCUUCCUCGUACGAAACGAACUUUCCCCCACCACGCUGUCCGUCCCCAUCUCCCCCGUGACGGUGAUUAAAAGCCUUUCCUCGAUCUCACUUGAACAAAACCCAAGCUGUUGCCCUCUCUCACACCCCUAUCCGAAAGGCAUAUUCCCUUUCAUUCCCUUAUCCUAUUGAAUUUAACUUGCGGGCCGCACCACUCAUCCGCGAGCAGAGCACCCCUCUAGCCUCAGGUGGCCGGAAGGUCUUUUCCCCACCCCGGGCCGGGGGCGUAACCCCUUAACGAUGUGACGAGGCAAAAAGGUUUUACAAAACUUUUACGACGUAGUAGCGCGAUCGAGAACUGUUUCGUCGUAACUUGGACGACAACAUCGUAGAUAGGCUCAUUAGAAUAUCAUAUGUUCAGGCAUGGAAAGCAAAGUCAUCUUUUGAGGAGUUGUCUUUGUUGAAACAAAGGCGUCACUCUCCGAAUCUUUACCUUCUUCGUUCUUUCUUCUUCCUCUUCUUCUACUUUUUCUUUACCGAUUCUCAGUGAACAAUCAAUCAGUCAUUCAGAAUUCAAAGGGUCAGACCUAACUACUCACACCCGAAAGAUCCUUCCUUUCGCACGCUUCUCUCUUUCUUUCCCACUCCACCUCCAUCAAACACCCCUCAUUCAGUCAAUUCAUCAAACACCUAUCUCGAUCGACCCAGAAGGAAUCGGAUUUGCUCUCCCCAUGGACGCCGCCGCCCUCCUCGACUCCCUCCCUCCCCCGCUCCCCCUCUUCCUCGCCAUGUUCCUCGCCGUCUACCUGGCCGGGCACGCCGUCGUCUUCCGCGGCUGGAGCCCCAAGGCCCGGCCCGAGGCUUCCAGCUGCCUGAUCUCCCUCGCCCACGGCACUCCCGCCGUCUUCCUUGCCUCCUUCGCCCUCCUCUCCGACCCUUCGCACGGCUUCUCGUCCCCCAACACCAAGGCCCAGGACGCCGUCCUCGAGUUCAGCAGUGCCUACUUCUUCGCCGAUCUCUUGCAUUACGUCGUGUUUUACCCCAAGGAUCUUCUCUUCAUCGGCCACCACUUGGCCACUCUUUUCGUCUUCCUCACCUGCAGGUACUUGGUCCGCCACGGGGCUUUCGCGAUCUUGGUCCUGUUGAUCCUUGCGGAGGUUACGAGCGCUUGCCAAAACGCGUGGACGUUGGCAGGUGUGCGGAGGAGAGACUCGGCUCUUGCUGCUAAGGUGUUUGAUGCUUUGUCUGCACCUUUCUAUUCAUUUUAUUCUGUUGUCAGAGGGCUUGUAGGUCCACUCUUUCUGUAUAAAAUGGGGGUGUUCUAUGCGAGUGGCGGUGCAGAAGGUGUGAUUCCAAAGUGGGUUUGGGUUUCUUGGUUGGUCGUGGUUUCAGUUGCCAUUGGUGUUAGCAUUUUGUGGGUGUCCAAUCUUUGGGCUGAGUUCUUCACGGAAAGAAGCAGAGGUAGACUGGAGAAAAAGUCAAGAUAGUCUUUUCUGUUUGUUCUUCUUGUUGUAAUGAUAAUGUAUUUUACGUUACACGGUAGAGAAGAUAAGAGCUCAGGUCAUUUAUAUUCCUCCCAUGAUGUCUGAAUGAACAGUUUGGGUGAUGAAUUAUGGAUCUUUUCUUUGGGGUUUGGGUUGAGGCAUUGGUCGGGGGUGAUAUAUCAGUGGUGUAUCAGUUAUAGGUUUGUGUCAGUGGAAGGAUAUAAAGGAAAUACAUGAAUUUGUCCAUAA